AGCGAUGCGUCCCAGCUAAUGGAGUAAACACUGCAGAAGUGAAUUUCCCUUUUAGGGCAGGUGCAGUAUGUCUUCAACUCAAAAUGCAGUGAGUUUGCAAGAAUUUCUGACGUAAAGGCUGCCUUGAUCUUGCCAGAAUAUUGAUCUAGAUUUCACUUUCUAAACUGAUAUUUCUAUCGGAUGAGAUCACAUACAGUUUAUAAUGAGUGACCAACUGUCUCCAAACACAUACAGCUUUCCCUCCCAGCACACACUGCUGGUGAUUGGACUGCAGGAGCUGCAGGAGAGCAAGCAGCUCACAGAUGUUACUCUUGUUGUUGAAGAUAAGAAGUUCCCUUGCCACAGGAGUGUGUUAGCUGCAAGCAGCCAGUAUUUCAGGGCCAUGUUCACAGGAGAGACAGUGGAAAAAACCCAGUCCUCUGUCAGCAUCCAUGGAGUGACAGCUGAGGCCAUGGGGAACAUCAUCAACUUCAUCUACACGGCAAAUAUAGAGCUGUGUCCUGAGAACAUCCAGGACUUGUUUGCCACAGCUAACAUGCUGGCUAUGACACACCUGUGUGAAGUGUGUAUAAGAUACAUGCACAACCACAUAGGCCACAGUAACUGUAUUGAGUUGUACCUUCUGGGUCAUCUCCAUGACAGCCUGCUGCUGAAGGACGCCUCCAGGGCCUACAUCCUGGACAACUUCAGUGAACUGGAGCUCAGCAAGAAUGAGGCUUUUGCACAACUUCCUGUAGACUUUAUGGAAGAUUUGCUAAGUAGCGAUGAGCUAAAUAUUGAAAAAGAGGAGCUUGCUUUCAAUGCCCUUCUUCAGUGGGUUAGCUGGGAUGUUGUCAAUAGAGGUCAGCACUUGCUGCAUCUUCUGAAAUGCUUGCGAUUUCCAUUUAUGUCAGGUGAGGUGAUACAGCAGACAGUGCUGCCAUCUGUGAAGGCUGUGACCAGUGAUCCUGAUGUGCUGUGUUAUCUUGCUGUUGUCACUAACACUGGGGAGAGAGACCAGACUGCUGGAGACCACAUUGAGGAGUGCACUAUGGUGCCCCGUGUGGGAAUGUACAAUGCUGAACUUAUUGUGUUUGUUGCAGGCAGUCAGAAAGAGGAGACACGCUCAGUGUGCUGCUUUGAUCCAGUCACCAAGGAGAAUUACUGUGCAAUUCCUCCCAAUGUCAGCUUUGACUUUCGCUAUCGCCUUGACUAUCAUGAGGCAGUAGUGACAUCACAGAAUCAGAUUUUUUGUCUAGGGGGAAUUUUCUUCCCAGAUCACAAAUACACAGGGCCAGCUUUGAACUCAGUGAAACUGUACAAUGCCAGGAAGAUGCAGUGGAUAGACAAGCAGUCCAUGAGAGAACCAAGGUGUGCAUUCGCUGCAGUAGUACACCAGGGCAAGAUCUAUGCCAUAGGUGGAAAACCUGCUUAUCUUGAUGCUGAUCCGCUCUCUAGUGUGGAGAGUUAUGAAAUAGAGGCUGACCACUGGACUAUGGUCUCACCUAUGCCGUUUGCACUGUACCACCAUGCUGCAGUUGUUUGUCAGGAAGUGAUCUAUGUCAUAGGAGGAUUGGAUGCCAGUAGUCGAGUGACUAAUGUGUUUCUAAGCUAUGAUCCUGUCAUGGACUCCUGGACAACUGUUGUCCCACAACCCAAAGUCCCACGUGCUGAGUUUGCAGCUGCAGUAUAUGAGAGACGAAUAUACAUAGCAGGGGGGAGGGCACAGGAACGGGAUUCAACAUUAUCCUCUGUGGAAGUUUAUGAUCCUGUUGAAAAUAGAUGGCGCUUUGGACCUGAGCUCCCAGACGACAGACGGUCACCACUAUUAGUUGUGUUUGAUGGGAAGUUGUACAUGCUAGGUGGGCUGCAAACAUUAUGGAAUCGCCACAGCAGAGCUAGGCAAGAGGUUGAUCGCAAAGACAUGCAUGUGCUUCAUGCAUCCACAAACCAGUGCUCCUCCAGGCAGUGGACUAGGUUUGCAAAGUUUGUACGGUAUGCCAACUCCAAUGCUUGUGUACUGGCAAAGCUGAAUACAAAAAGAAUGGGGAGGAGUGAGUACAUUUGGUCUGAAAGGCCCAAAGAUUCUCUUCUCGAUUUUAAGUAGCACAAGGGGGAGGUUAUGCAGCUCUGUUUACACUGGCAGUUGGUGUGCUAUGAUGCAUAUGUGGAAAACAAGUACUUAGUGUUGAUUUCUGUUACCUGUUGCAGUAAGAAGCCAAGUGAGGAACUUCAGAAAAUGAUUGGUGCUCAACAUAAGAUAAAACCAUUAAUUCCUGCAUAAGCAUAGAUAAUAAUGAAUGUUACAUGUGACAUUAUGCCAGUGAGUAACAUAUAAUUAACAAAAAAGAUAUGAUUAUACAGGAAACUGGUCAGAGAACGGGGUUGCUGUAACACAACUCCAUCUAUCUGUAUGAUAAUUCUUGAGAUUGAAGCCUCGAUAUCUUGACAGUGUCUCCUGUGGUCCUACUAUGACAGCAUGCACAGCUUAACUUGUAAUCAACUAAAGGUUUUUUGUUGCUUGUUUUUAAGUGUACUUUUACACAAAAUGCUUUAUAUAUGAAACACCUGUAUUUUGGGUCCUGGUUUGAAAUUAAAGUAGCUUUAUAUUAUUGCAUAAUUUUGGUGGUGCUUUAGUAUACAGUAGAUUAAUAUUAGCUGUUCAUAAUUUUUGUAGAAUACUCUUUUUAACAUAUUUAAAAUUACUUUUUUCAUAUUGAUGAUUAUGUGAGAAAAGAUGCGACUCAUUUAUGUAAUAAGUGUAAUAAAGCAAGUUUUGCAUCUGA
This is a messenger RNA of Lingula anatina, 2765 nucleotides long. RefSeq names its product kelch-like protein 40. Lineage: Eukaryota; Metazoa; Brachiopoda; Lingulata; Lingulida; Lingulidae. Gene Ontology annotation, molecular function: protein binding. The record is from RefSeq and is a predicted model, not a curated record.